AAAGGAAAGUUUUGAGGGAGGGGCAGAAUUUCUGGCCUGCUUCUUUUUUCAAAUGUGUCUAUGAUUGGGUGGAAAAUGAAUAGGUGAAAAAAAACUGAAAAAGCUGUCUCAAAGUUAUCUUUGGGGAUAUAAUAAUUUCUUCAUUUUGGACAUUCUUUUGGUCUCUAUUCAGACAUUCCUUUGGCUUCAAAAUUACAAAAAAAGAAAGAAAAGCAGUGGGUGUAAUGUAAGUGUAACUAACCCACAUCUCCCCCAAUCAUAUGCUGUAUGUCAUAUCCCCAACACCGUUCCAGCUAAUUCCAUGGUAUAAUCAGACUCAGAAUUCUAGGGGUUUUCUUUUUUACUUUCCUCUGUACAUGGGUGGUGUUUAUGCAAAAUGAUGAUACUUAAACAUUAAGCAACAGCAGAGGAAUCCAAAAAGGGCAUCCAUGGGGUGGAGUUCAGAAAAAAUGGAUAUAUGACGAAAGCAGUGGAUGUCCUUAAGGAAACAUACCAAAAUCCUCUGUUGAAUGGGAACCUCAUCAUUCUGGUUGCGACUUUUCUUCGAACGCCUUAUACCCAAUGAGCCUUGAAAAAGAAAAAAGAAAAACCUCAACGGAACCGUGUGUUCGCCACGCAGACCCAUGCUUGGAAAUUAGCAUGUCAGAAUUUCCUCGCGCAGGAACACGUCGCAGCGGCCAUGGAUUGGCGAGACUUCCAUUGGAAUUACGUAACGUAAGCAUAAUUAGAAUAUUUUAUGGGAAGGCAAUUUCUAAUUUUCUAUGGAUGGAAACAAAUUGGGGGGAAAUGAGCGCGUCCUCUAUGGCAGGGGGCGGUUUCGAAUUGGAGAGAAUAUUCUCUGAAAAUGGGCAUUGGCAGAGGCAAGAAACAGGUGUGAUGUGGAAUCCUAAGCGAAGGAAUUAUGGUGGAGUUGGAAUUCAUGCACCCAGUUUUGUUUGAAUGUAGGAAACCUUUCAAAAGCUGAUCCGCAUCCAUUCAAUUCUCUGGGACGAUCAUUCCUGAAAAUCUGAAUAUAGUAAAACAAAGUAGCCAGAUGGCGAGUUCUGUAUUCAAAGAACAAAGAUGGGCAAUUUCUGCACAAAUCAGAGAAGCGAGACUUUAGUCCACUUCAAAAGAUUCAGUUUUGAUAUCUAUCUACAUUCAUUGGGUAAAAAUAGAAUAUGGGUUGAAGAAAAUUGAAGUGAGAGCAUCCUUCUCAGUAAGUAUAGUAACCAAAUUGAUAUUGACGAUUAAAAAAACUAUGAAGAUAUCGACUUUGCCCAAGUUUUCAGCCAACAGGAUCACUCUUGAUUGGAUUGAAUGAUCAACCUAUAUAUUCAAAUGGGUCCAAAAUCAUCUAGAGAUGGCCUGGCCAUUAUGUUGACUUCCUAAACAUCUAACGAUCUCAACUAAAUAUGGAUUAAUUAAUCUUUAUCUUAUCGAACCCGAGAUGUCGACAAAACGUAUGACCCAGAAAAUACCCGUUUUAAUAAGGUAGAGUUCUUGCUAGAGCUUUUUCCAAGGCUUAAUCUGUUAUAAGCUGUAGUUCAUAAUUAAUGGUGAUAUAAACAAUAAAUGUCCAAUCCAAAUCCUCUGAUGCUCUUAGUAACCAACGACCAGCUAUGAUCUUGCACAUCAUUUGCAUAAGCUAAUCAUAACCUCCAAUUAUAUACGAAAGAAAAUCAGAAAAAUGGGAAGGAAACAAGAGGCUCUACAAUGGGGAAGAAGAAACUGAGGCUGCAAACUCAAGACUCCAAUGUCAGUUUUUCAGCCUCAUGGCUCUUAUUUCCUUGUGAUCAUAUUCUCUGUAAUCCAUGUGAGUUAUGAUUUUUUGCAGGUUAUAUUGGACAAUGGAUUGUUGAAAGUGACAAUAUCAAACCCCCAAGGAUAUGUAAGUGGUAUCAAGUAUGGAGGCAUGGACAAUUUGUUAGAUGUAAAAUCAAGCGAAUCUAAGAGAGGGUAAUUUCCUGACAUUUUGACGAUUCUGAGGUUGUCUUGGUUUUGGGCACCUGUCCUUUUUGCUUAUAUGUAACCGAAAUGAUGAAACUGUAGACUGAACCGGAUUCCAUGUAUCUACUUUUGACUUGUUUCUUUCCUGUGUGCAGAUACUGGGAUAUCAAUUGGAGUUGGCCUGGAGGCAAGGACAGAUACCAACUGUAUAUGUCUGCUCUCUCAAGACUGAUAGAUUAAGUUAAAUUUUGAAACUUUAAGCAGUUUACCAGUCAUCAAACCAAAGGAAGAUAGGAAAAGUUCGACUAUGGAGUUUUCGCUCGAUUAAAAGGAUAUAACAAGUCCCGAAUACAUGAUUUUCUUCUGAGGGCAGCUGCAAAUAUUCACUAACUCUUGAUCCAUUUAAACUUUCAGGCUUAAAGGAUCUGAAUUUAAUGUAAUCAACACAAGUGAUGACAUCAUCGAGCUAUCGUUCAAGAAAGUUUUUAACCAGUCGAGUCAAGGCAACAAACUUCCCCUUGGAGUAGACAUAAGGUUGUAUGUUCAUUCAGAACUCCCUGUUACCUUGAAAUUAAUCUCCAAAUUCUGGUGAGUUUCAUUCAGGCUUCUAAUUUGUCCUCUAGGUAUGUAAUGAGGACUGGUAUUCCAGGCUUCUAUUGCUACGCGAUCUAUGAGCACCCUUCGGAAUGCCGGGCGUUCGAUCUUGCUCAGACAAGGAUGGUGUUUAAAUUGCGAAAAGAGAAGUAAAAUAUCCUGCCUCUCCAUGGCAAGCUGGAGUACAAUUUGCUGUUCUUUUUUUCUUCUUCUGUUUCUUGUACUGUCUGUCUCACCAUUUAGAGUCAAAUUAGGUUCCACUACAUGGCAAUUUCAGAUGAGAAGCAAAGAAUAAUGCCAAUGCCAGAGGAUUUGCAUCGAGGCAGAGGUGAACAACUAAUUGUACCUGAGUCAGUCUUGCUUGUAAAUCCUAUUAAUCCUGAUCUGAAAGGAGAGGUGAGAAUGUAAGCCUAGGUUUAUUUGCUUUACCUGCACACGAGAAACAAUUUCCUUGAACAAAAGGACCAAAUGCAGGUAGAUGAUAAGUACCAAUACUCAGUGGAUAACAAAGAUGGAGGAGUUCAUGGAUGGAUAAGUUCAAGCCCAAACAACAUAGGUUUUUGGGUAGUUUUCCCGAGCCAUGAGUUUCGAAAUGGUGGCCCUACUAAGCAAAAUCUAACCGUCCACACCGGUCCUACCUGCCUGGCUGUAAAUUCUUUACCUUUACUCCACAGUGUAAAUCCCAAAGUUUGUUCACAAAUGUUUGAUCUGAUGCAACAGAUGUUUCAUGGAACCCAUUACAUUGGAGAAGACAUACUCACACAAAUUAAGGAGGGAGAGACAUGGAGAAAGGUGUUUGGUCCUUUUCUUGUAUACCUUAACUCCACCCCAGAUGUAUCAGAAGCACACAAUUUAUGGAUAGAUGCAAAAGAACAGGUAUUUAUUUGUUAUAAAUCCAACUUACUCCCAAUCUAUACCUGCAUUGCUCAACAUUUUGCAGUAAAUUGAUCCACUGUCUCAUAACAUAGAACUUAAAUAUCAUCAAGCUACUAAAUCAUACAUUCCUUCGAGUUCUGUACUAAUUUUCUAGUGAAAACCUGAAGAUGUAUGAUUUUUCAGGAGUACAAUAUGAAGUUAUGAUUUUGCUUUGCUGUUUAAUCAUGUUUCUGCUAAUAUGCAUCGAGAGUCUAAGUUGCAGAUACGCGAGCUUAAUCUUGCACACGAUUUUAAUGUAGAGAAUGCUAGAGGAGGAGGCAUGGCCCUAUGAUUUUGUCUCUUCUUCCUUUUAUUUCAUAGCAAAUGAACGUGGUUCCAUUUCAGGAAGACUAUUAGUCCAAGACAGGUCAUGUUGGUUCCCACUUCGAAAGAGCAGUAAUUUUCCUUUCCGUGCCUUGUAAAAUAAGGUAGAAUCUCUUUCUUUUUCUCCAGGUAUGUUUCAAGUUCCUCAAUCCCUGCUAGAGAUGCACAUAUUGGUUUAUCCGCUGCUAGGGAAGAAGGUGCCUGGCAAACAGAGAGCAAGGUGAAAGCUGUUCCUUACCCCUCCUGCGAAAGAACCCUUUUUCACUUUUUACUUUUAUCAGUUUCAAUGCACAGAAUUCAAUAACUUUUACUUCAUAACCUCUUAAAAUGAAUUUUAUUUGUGUGAACCCAGGAAUAUCAAUUUUGGGUACAAACAGAUUCCAAUGGAGAUUUCACCAUCAGAAACAUUAUUCCUGGAGUCUAUGGGCUUCAUGGUUGGGUACCAGGAUUCAUUGGGGAUUAUCUUCACAAAUCACUAGUAACAGUAUCUGCAGGUCCUUUGCUCUUUUCCACUGAAGUUUUUCUGCUUCCUAUGUCAAAUUAGAACGGGGUACGGUGUCUCCGAUGUUGUAGAAUAAUGCUACUGCUUCAACUAGUUCUGAUAGUUGAUAUUCAACAGGAUCUCAUACACAUCUAGGCAUUCUGACCUACAGUCCCCUCAGAGAUGGUCCUACUUUGUGGGAGAUCGGCUUUCCCAACCGUACAGCCAAUAGCUUCUAUGUUCCUGAUGUGAAUCCAAUGUAUGCCAACAAGUUAUUUCUUCACAGCCAUGAAAAGUUCAGGCAAUAUGGUUUAUGGGAGAGAUACAGUGAUUUACAUCCAAAAGACGACCAAGUUUUCACUGUGGGUAUCAACGAUCCGAAGAAAGACUGGUUCUUUGCUCAAGUUUGCAGAAGAAGGGAAGAUGGUGAGUAUGUUGCGACGACAUGGACAAUCAAGUUCAACAUAACAUCAUUAACUGAUGGAACUUACCGGCUGAGAUUAGCCAUUGCAUCUGCAACACGCUCAGACUUGAAGAUUAAUGUCAACUCAAUGGGGUCAGAGUCUCUGGUUUUCCAGCUGAUGAAUCUGGGAAUGGAUAACACAGUUUGUCGACAUGGAAAUCAUGGGCUGUAUCGGCUUUAUAGCAUCAACGUUCCAUCUUCAAUGCUUGUAAAGGGAGACAACUCCAUGUUUCUCACGCAGGCAAGGAAUGGAGAUUCACUCUGUGGGAUUUUAUACGAUUACUUAAGACUGGAAGCUCCUGAUACUCCAUGAAGAUCUGAUUAAUCCAAAGGCACU
Messenger RNA from Momordica charantia (bitter melon), 5043 nucleotides. The record is from RefSeq and is a predicted model, not a curated record. NCBI's taxonomy places the organism in Eukaryota, Viridiplantae, Streptophyta, Magnoliopsida, Cucurbitales, Cucurbitaceae.